AUGCCUAGUUCUGCAGAGAAAGCAGAAAACCCCAUGGUAUCAGAGAAUCCCAGAAAACGCCGUAAUAGCACAGUUCGAGCUGUAAAAGAGACAGUGGCAUCGACUCGCCCAAAGCGCGUAGCAACGUCUUUAAAGGCAGCCAUUGCAAAUGAUGCUGUCGCUGCUGCUAAAAAGCGUCCAAAGAGCACAAGACUAAAGCUUGAUGCAAUCAAAGCGAGUCGAGCUGACGAAAGCUCGAAGGAAGCCUCUGAAUCUGUUCCUAGAGAUAAGAAAGGUCGACCUGGCAAAAAGUCAAAUAUCAGAGCUACCGUGGACGAAGCGGAGGCUAUGAUUACAGCUACCACGGAUGCAGAGCCCAAGGGUUCUAGCAAUGCGAAUGAAUCUAAGGGUGAUAGAUCAUAUUGGCUUAUGAAAGCCGAGCCAGAGACAAGACUUGAAAAGGGUGUAGACGUCAAGUUUUCGAUUGAUGACUUGCGGGCUGCUACUGAACCGGAAGGAUGGGAUGGUGUCAGGAAUGCAGCCGCAAGAAACCAUAUGCGCGCAAUGAAGAAGGGAGACCUCGCCUUUUUCUAUCAUUCCAACUGCAAGGUUCCAGGAAUUGCAGGCACGAUGGAAAUCGUUCGAGAGAGCUCAGUUGACGAAUCCGCCUUUGAUCCUGCCCACCCAUAUUAUGAUCCAAAAUCAAACCGUGAUAACCCAAAGUGGGAUUGGGUCCAUGUUCAGUUUCGAAGCAAGUUCAAAAAUUUGAUAACACUGGCAGAUAUCAAAUCACACGCAAAGCCAGGCUGUGCGCUGGAGAAUCUGCAGAUGGUCAAACAAUCACGCCUGAGCGUUUCACCCGUUACAGCAGAACAGUGGAAGUUUCUUAUGAGUCUGGCAGAGGAGGAACAGCCUGUGAAAGGAUGA
Messenger RNA from Microsporum canis CBS 113480, 906 nucleotides. RefSeq names its product thymocyte nuclear protein 1. The transcript has 5 exons. Gene Ontology annotation, cellular component: nucleus. Lineage: Eukaryota; Fungi; Ascomycota; Eurotiomycetes; Onygenales; Arthrodermataceae. Bases 1 to 906 code for a protein of 301 amino acids. The record is from RefSeq and is a predicted model, not a curated record.